AGAUUUACAUGCUUCAAUUUCUCAGAGGGCUGCUUCCCGCCUGGCAUCUCAAACCGAAUGAGAUGUAAUUAGAGACCUCUCAUACAUACUCCCUCUAUCUAAUAACCCGCGUGGUCUUAUAUUUAUGCAUGCUGGGAUACAAAGAGGGAGAAGAAAAAUCUUCUGCGUUCUUUUUUCCGCUUCAUCACGUCGUGGAGCCCCAAUAAGUCGGGGCGCUAAGGCGCACGAAGGACAUGACUUAGUAUUCGAAAUGCUUCUGAUUAAUCUCAGUAUAAUCAUAGACCCCAACGGGUAUCCUUUCAAUCAAUUUUCAACCAAUCUCGGCAAAUUUAAUUCAUUCAAGCUUGCAUCUACAGCGUUCCUUGCUCUACUCGUCAACAACCUUAUGGUUGGCGUCCUUGAGACAUGUGUAUAUCCCGAUUGUGGACAACCCCUUCCGUAGACGACCGAGUUGGGCACCUCAACCCGACCCAUCGUUCCUUCUCUUUCCGGAUGCUUGCCAGCUCCACGACUUGCGACCUCCCGAGAUGUUUGUUUGGUGUGGUUGGUAAGCCCUUCACAAAUCCGCCUUUCUAUCC
Messenger RNA from Xylona heveae TC161, 578 nucleotides. RefSeq lists its product as hypothetical. The transcript has 2 exons. Bases 125 to 442 code for a protein of 105 amino acids. Lineage: Eukaryota; Fungi; Ascomycota; Xylonomycetes; Xylonales; Xylonaceae. The record is from RefSeq and is a predicted model, not a curated record.